CGGAAGAGGCGGGGCAUCUCCCGGGAGGUUAUGGCGGCGUCGAGGCUGGAGCUGAAUCUGGUGAGGCUUCUGUGCCGCUGCGAGGCGAUGGCGGCGGAGAAACGGGACCCCGACGAGUGGCGUCUGGAAAAGUACGUGGGGGCGCUGGAGGACAUGCUGCAGGCUUUGAAGGCCCAGGCGUGCAAACCGGCCUCCGAGGUAAUCAACGAAUAUUCCCGCAAGGUGGACUUCCUCAAGGGGAUGCUGCAAGCCGAGAAGCUGACCUCGUCCUCAGAGAAGGCACUAGCCAACCAGUUUCUGGCCCCCGGCCGUGUGCCCACCACAGCCAGGGAGCGGGUGCCAGCCACGAAGACGGUGCAUCUGCAGUCCCGGGCCCGGUACACCAGUGAGAUGCGGAGUGAACUCCUAGGCACGGACUCUGCCGAUGAACCUGAGCUGAACGUGCGGAAGCGAACCAGGAUAGCAGGGCCCAGGCCAGCAGAUGAGAAGCAGUCAGAUGCAGAGCUAGAUCUCAUCCUCCAGCGGCACCAGAAUCUUCAGGAAAAACUGGUGGAGGAGAUGCUAGGCCUGGCCCGGAACCUCAAGACCAACACACUGGCAGCCCAGAGUGUCAUCAAGAAGGACAACCAGACCCUGUCACACUCACUCAAGAUGGCCGACCAGAACCUGGAGAAGCUGAAGACAGAGUCAGAGCGGCUGGAGCAGCACACGCAGAAGUCAGUCAACUGGCUCCUCUGGGCCAUGCUCAUCAUCGUCUGCUUCAUCUUCAUCAGCAUGAUUCUCUUCAUCCGGAUCAUGCCCAAACUCAAAUAAAGGUCUGCCCCCACCCCCCACCCCAGGCUCCCCUGUAUGAUAGACAACGAGAUGAGACGAUCUUUGUAAGAGGUCCCCAAGCACCAUGGGGAAUAGGUGACCAGGGGAAGGGAGGAGGUCAGGCUGGGGGGCAGUGAUUCAGCCAAUGCACCCUAUUCCCUCUUGGGGUCAGCCUGCAUUGGCUGAGGCUGGGCCCCCCAGAGACCCCCAAGGAGCCCCCAGCCUGGGAACCUUCAGCCCUGCGGGGUCAGGAUAGGGCCAGAGGGAUGGGCAAGAGGCAGGGCCAUUCUUGGAGGUCUUCCUAGAGGAGGGGGCAUCAGUGCUGGGCCUUCCCUGGGAUUAAUGGUGACAAUUCUGCACCAGCCACAGCAGAAACUUUUGCACAUAUCCUGCAGUCAUUCGUCUCCUCCCAGCUCACAGUCUGACCAUUUCAGAGAACUAGGUGGGGGGGCUAGAGUUGGGACCCUGUAGGUGGCUCGGGGAGCAGAGAUCCUGGGAGAAGGGCAGGCCUGGCCCUCCUCCCCCCACUGCAGCCAUCCAUCAAGGGGCACAGCCUGCGGCAGGGAGACCAUGUGACAGCUACGUGGUGUGUCUGUCCUGGACAGUGGGGAGUGGAUCCCCCAGGAACAGGGGUGCAAAACCACCAGGUACAGAAUUCAUAAAAAGAACAGCUUAUAGUGAAGGAGGCUCAUGCCCGAGACAAAGGGAGGGUUCAACCUUAGGUACAAACCCCAAUAACAGAAUUUACCACUUAAUGAGCCAGAGAACAAAAUUGGAGGCGCCGAAGCAGGGAUUUAUGCGGCUCAGUUUCCAUUAUUGGUUCUCUUAAAAAAGGAGUGGACGGAUAUUUUCCUAACUUAAUGGAAAAACCUCAAACCAAAAGGCAGCACCAAGAUUAAUAGUCAAAUACUGGAAGUUCUUCCCACAGUUCCUUCUGCUUCCCUCGAGAUUUAUUACUAUUCUGGAGAUACUAGAAAAUUCUAUUAGACAAGAAGAAGAAAUUGGACUUUGAAAUGAGAAAAGGAAGAAAAAAGAGGAGGCAAAAUUAAUUGCGCUGUGUAUAGGAUAGACCCAAGCAAAUUGACUAAAAAGCUGUGUCAACAAGAUAAUUCAGUAAAUUAGAAAGGGACAUACUAGGUAUUUAAAAAUUGAUUUCCUCCAACAACAAAAAAAAGCUGCAAAAUAUAUUGAAAGAUCCUAUUUUUAAUAGUAACAAAUAAGAUAUAUUAUCUCCUUGUUACACUAAUUUCCCUGAUAUAUGGAGAGCUCUUAAAAAUAAAGAGGAAAAAUUAGAAGAUUUGCAAAGGAUAUGAACAGAAAAAUGUAUAUAUAAGUGGUUUUUUUAACGUGUUCACUCAUCAGAUUAGCCAAGAUUAAAAACUUUGAAAACGCA
Messenger RNA from Choloepus didactylus (southern two-toed sloth), 2206 nucleotides. RefSeq names its product unconventional SNARE in the ER 1 (gene USE1). The transcript is spliced from 8 exons. Gene Ontology annotation, molecular function: SNAP receptor activity. Gene Ontology annotation, biological process: retrograde vesicle-mediated transport, Golgi to endoplasmic reticulum. Gene Ontology annotation, cellular component: endoplasmic reticulum; SNARE complex. The coding region runs from base 31 to 813 and encodes 260 amino acids. Lineage: Eukaryota; Metazoa; Chordata; Mammalia; Pilosa; Megalonychidae. The record is from RefSeq and is a predicted model, not a curated record.